Molecule: messenger RNA, 1432 nt
Organism: Andrographis paniculata
Lineage: Eukaryota; Viridiplantae; Streptophyta; Magnoliopsida; Lamiales; Acanthaceae
Product: protein HOMOLOG OF MAMMALIAN LYST-INTERACTING PROTEIN 5-like
Exons: 6
Coding region: 69-1193 (374 amino acids)
Biological process (GO): late endosome to vacuole transport via multivesicular body sorting pathway
Cellular component (GO): multivesicular body
Source: RefSeq, a predicted model, not a curated record
CCUGCCAUUUACCUUUUCCACCCUAAAACCUUUUCUUCGCUCCAACGUUCUUCUCUGUCUGCUUAGCUAUGGCGACCGAGCCGGCGAAAUUGCUUCUUCCUUUCCUCCAAAGAGCCGAUGAGUUGCAGAAGCACGAGCCUCUCGUCGCCUACUACUGUCGAUUGUACGCCAUGGAGCGAGGAUUGAAGAUUCCACAGCAAGAUCGCACCAAAACCACCAACUCCCUGUUAGUUUCUCUCAUGGGUCAGCUUGAAAAGGAUAAGAAGUCAUUGAAGUUGUCACCGGAUGAUUAUCUAUAUGUAGAGGGAUUUGCAUCGAAUGUUUUUGCGAAGGCGGACAAGCAAGAUCGCGCGGGAAGAGCUGAUUUGAACACUGCAAAAACUUAUUAUGCCGCAAGCCUUAUCUUUGAAAUCCUUAACCAGUUUGGUCCACUUCAACCCGAACUUGAGCAGAAGCAGAAAUAUGCAGCAUGGAAAGCUGCCGACAUCAGGAAAGCUUUGAAAGAAGGGAAGAAACCUGUUCCAGGUCCACCCGGUGGAGAUGACGACGCAUCGAUCACAUCAAGUGGCGAAUAUGAUCUGAAUCCAACCAUCGAACCGGACUCUAGUCGAGCAAAUUCCUCCCCAUCAUUUCCCACAGAUUCAGAUUCAAAUCUACCAUCCGAGCCAUUCCGUGAUCACCUGCAACGCCCGACUUUCCAGCCGCCCCCUCCAAAUUAUCCCUAUGGCAACCCCCCACCCGUCGAAUAUCAUCAAUCUCCUCAUCCCGAUCGAUCAUACCCUUCGGAAUCUCACCAGCCCUACCCAUCUCAAAAUAUGCUGCCACACGCAUACCCUUCCCACACUCCACCGGCAUACUUGUAUCCGAAUUUCCAGUCUUACCCGAGCUUCAACGAGAGCAGCCUUCCUUCGCAUUACCCGACUCAUUACCAGGGCUCAGAUAUUCCUGAUUCCGUUUCGCCACAACAAUCAAGUACUCGGCACAACUCGGCAGGCAGGAAUUCGAGCGUGUCGGAUCCAUCACCGGUGUACAAUGGUGGCGGUGACUAUGAGCCUCCGCCGGAGCAAAUCGGAGAGGCACAAAAGGCGGCGAGGUUCGCGGUGGGAGCUCUGGCUUUCGAGGAUGUUUCGGUGGCGAUCGAACACCUCAAGAAAGCUCUUGAAUUGUUGACGAAGCCCUCAUCCGCUCGCUGAAUUCAUAACCAAGAAUUUUGUUUUUUUUUUUAAAUUUUUGGAAUUAGCAGUUUGAUUAAACAUUGGUAGAUUAUGUUUUUUUGCAUUGGGUAAAUACAAACUUAACUUGUGUUUCGUUAAGUAGAGUUUUGAGGAUAAGGCUGUUUUCUUAAAGAGAACACAAGGAUUUGUUUCUUUUGGAGUUGUAGUAGUUUGAUACUUAUUCUAUCGCCUAAAGUUGUGCUCAAUUUUUUUUAUUA